This is a messenger RNA of Suillus plorans, 1631 nucleotides long. Its product is annotated as Alpha/Beta hydrolase protein. Lineage: Eukaryota; Fungi; Basidiomycota; Agaricomycetes; Boletales; Suillaceae. Gene Ontology annotation, molecular function: homoserine O-acetyltransferase activity. Gene Ontology annotation, biological process: L-homoserine metabolic process. The transcript has 3 exons. The record is from RefSeq and is a predicted model, not a curated record. Bases 49 to 1422 code for a protein of 457 amino acids.
CACAGAAAACGUCCAUGGCGUAUAUUGACCUUGCUUCGUGGCAAGGUUAUGUCUCUUCCUGCAGCUUUGGUCGACCAGAACGUCUGUAUUGUUCCAUCGUUCACUCUUGAGAAUGGGAGGAUAUUGCGGGAGGUCCCGGUCGCCUACAAGACUUGGGGCAAGUUGAAUGACGUUAGGGACAACGUUAUGAUCAUUUGCCACGCAUUCACUGGCAGCGCAGAUGUAGAAGAUUGGUGGGGCCCUCUUAUCGGACACGGGAAGGCCUUCGACCCCAAUCGAUUUUUCAUUUUCUGUGCCAAUGUUAUGGGCUCACCAUAUGGAUCGGCUUCUCCUGUAACAACUAAUCCAGCUACGGGAAAACCUUAUGGUCCAGAAUUCCCUCAGACAACGAUACGCGAUGACGUGCGACUGCAUAAACUCGUCCUUGAUAAUUUGGGAGUUUCCAAUGUCGCUGUAGUCAUUGGAGGCUCCAUGGGUGGAAUGGCCGUUCUUGAAUGGCCUCUGUGCACCCCCCCAGGUUAUGUCCGUCAUAUAAUUCCUCUGGCUACUUCCGCGCGGCACUCCGCUUGGUGUAUCAGUUGGGGAGAGGCACAACGCCAAAGCAUUUAUAGCGAUCCGCUUUACGACGAUGGAUACUACGACACACAACCUUCAACUGGUUUAGCUGCUGCAAGAAUGGCCGCACUUCUAACUUAUCGAUCGCGUGAUUCUUUCGAGACUCGCUUUGGACGUCGCCCUCAAGCUACUCCUGUCCCGGAGUCUACCACUGUCACACCUUCUUUUAUUACAUUUACUGAUAAGGACCUCGCUGCUCAUAACGAGGGUCACAAAAAAGCGACCCGCACACGCCCCCAAACUCGAACCUCAACCGCAUCAUCUCCGCCCCAUUCUCCAACAGAAGGGCCGAACAGCAUGGAGCCUAACUCACCCCCUCCACUUUUUUCAGUGCAAUCGUACUUGCGUUAUCAGGGCGCGAAAUUCGUGGCGCGCUUUGAUGCUAAUUGCUACAUCCAUAUUACCCGCAAGUUGGAUACGCAUGAUAUUGCUCGAGGACGGACUUCCAUUCUCGAAGACCCUCUAUCACCGACAGCACAAUCAACCGCUCUUGCUGCUGUCAUUGCAACCCUCCCUCCGCGUGCAUUGGUGAUCAGCGUCGAAACGGACGGCUUGUUCACUCCUUCUGAACAAAAGGAGCUUGUAACACACAUACCCGAUGCAGAACUUGUAGUCAUCCCAUCGCCUGAUGGCCAUGACGGCUUCCUCCUUGAAUUCGAGCAGAUCAACACGCAUAUUCUUAGAUUCCUCAGGAGGGAGUUUCCAGAUUUAUAUGAGAAAGAUGAGGAGGAUGUUCCUGAGGGGGACUUCGCAAUCAAGAAGACGAGCCUGUUUGGAGAGGCAGAGGCAGAUAUUACAAGGUGGUAGGGGUCGCGCAACCGAUUCAUGUCUCGUGAGGGAGAAGUGUCUAAACUGUUCUCCGGUGUUCUGGGUAAAGCAAUAGAUGGGGGCAUGUCCACUAGCCCCAGAUACCAUCAAUACAAGUCGAAUACACGCAUUAGGUAUCAUGAUGUAUAGGUUUAAGAGAAACCUUUGUGAUCAUAUAUGCAUAUGGUGUGUGUUUGAUUGUGGCCAAU